AUGUCAGAAAAGCAAUUUGAGGAAUCACCAUAUACUCGUGACGAAUUGUGCAAACCAAUUCAUGGCAAUUUAAUAGACGUAAACGACGCCGAAACUUGCAAUUUGCUAUGCAUAAAAUGUAACGCUUCCGCAGUAUUUGCAAACGGUCACUGUGAAUGCAAUUUUGUUGAGGACAGUAACAAAGGUGCAGAAUGCAUACAGAACAUACAAAGAGAAAUUCAAGCUGUCGAACUGAAUAUGCUUUCUGAUGAUCUAACAGACGAGGAGCGAAAAGUACGUUCUGUUUUAAAAUACAGACGUCGUCUUAGACCAGAAUCCGCAUCGUACGUGAAUCCAAUGCAGGGAGUAGAUCCUUCGAUCUUAGGAGCGAUGAAACCACCCUUUAUCUAUCCACCAACUGGAAUAUACGAUCCAACGUAUCCGGUGAGCUCAAUUUCUCAUCCACAUGGACUGCCUCACGCUUUAUUUAGAGCGGUCACAUUUCCUGCACAUCUUUUGCACCAAAUGUUACACCCUCAUAUAUACCAUCAUUAUCCUCUGCAGCAUCAUGGUAUCAUCAGAAGAACUAAUGACAACUCGAAAACAGAUCAGACUGCUGGUGAAUCAUGUGAAAAUAAUGAUGGUUCUAAUACUUCCAACGUUCCUACUACCAAAAGUAAUACAGAUAAACCUAUUGAACAAAAUGUUCUCGGACUACAUGAUCCAUCACAGCAUCGAAGAGCAUACAUCACCGAUACAUUGUACCAACCAAUUCAAUAUCAGAAUUUCCCAUAUCCAUAUGCUUCUUAUAAUCCUUUGAUGAACAUACUCCAUUCUAUACCUAAUGAUUAUUAUCUUCAACCUAUACCACAGUAUUCGCAAGAUAUAUCAUUGGAUCCACAAACAUCUGCGUCUAAUCCACAAUCUGUUUGCAAAAAUAACAAAAAUACUGGACAGAAGAAUGAAGCUUUUUCUGACAAAACUACAUAUUCAACUGGAGUAGAAAAAUCUGACGAUUCAAUUAAAAACAACAUUUCUAACGAAGAAAAAAAAACCGAGAAGAUCGAAAACAAUCAAUCAUAA
Molecule: messenger RNA, 1062 nt
Organism: Cyphomyrmex costatus
Lineage: Eukaryota; Metazoa; Arthropoda; Insecta; Hymenoptera; Formicidae
Exons: 6
Coding region: 1-1062 (353 amino acids)
Source: RefSeq, a predicted model, not a curated record